AUGGUGGAUGAUUUUGCUAGGCUCAUGACUAACAAAUUUCAGAUGAGCAUGAAUAGAGAGAUUAACUUCUUUCUAGGACUUCAAGUUAAACAGAUUUCUCAAGGAAUCUUCAUCCAUCAAGAAAAGUAUACCUCUGAGCUAUUGAAUAAAUACUCAAUGGAUAAUUGCUCGUCAGCUAAGGUCCCCAUGGCAUUCGGUUAUAAGAUUUAUGUUGAUCCCUCAGGAGAACCUGUUGAUCACAAAACUUAUAGAGGCAUCAUUGGCUCUCUCAUGUAUCUCACUGCUAGUCAACCAGAUAUAGUUUUUGCAACAGGUGUAUGCGUAAGAUAUCAGGCUGAUCCAAAAGUAUCUCAUAUGACCGCAGUCAAACAAAUUUUGCGGUACAUGAAAGGAAGCAAGUCUCUUGGCCUAUGGUAUCCCGCAGGAAAUGACUUUAGUCUUCAAGAGUUUACUGAUGCGGAUCAUGCCGGAUGCCAACUUGAUCGAAAGAGUACAUCCGGUGGAUGUCAAUUUCUGGAAGGAAGACAUGUCAGCUGGUCCUCAAGGAAACAGAGUUGUGUUUCAUUGUCUACUGUAGAAGCUGAAUAUGUGGUCGCAGCCAGCUGUUGUUCUCACGUGUUAUGGAUGAAAACAUAA
Lactuca sativa (garden lettuce) is the source of this 636-nucleotide messenger RNA. Lineage: Eukaryota; Viridiplantae; Streptophyta; Magnoliopsida; Asterales; Asteraceae. The record is from RefSeq and is a predicted model, not a curated record.